GAUGUAACGAUAGCCACAUGACUGACAUAAGAGAGAGAGCCAAGACAGGUACCGAUAUGAGAUGGCAUCAACAUCUUGGCCAAGUCUCACCUUCACACAUGGUCUAACCAAAAAGGCUCCACCCUCUCUCUCAUGCACAAUCCCGAAUCUUUCUCGCCGCCAUGCCAAAUCAAAUUCACUGAUCGUCAAGGCCUUCUUGGACGCCAAGCCCACCAUCUUGGUCACUGAGAAGCUAGGCGAAGCGGGCCUUCAACUGCUCAAGAGGUUCGCCAACGUUGACUGCUCUUACAACUUGAGCCCCGAGGAGCUCUGCACCAAGAUCUCUCUAUGUGACGCCCUCAUAGUCCGGAGUGGCACGGCAGUAAGCCGCGAGGUUUUUGAGUCGUCCGGGGGUCGACUUAAGGUGGUGGGGCGAGCUGGUGUCGGUAUUGACAAUGUUGACUUGUCGGCCGCCACAGAACACGGCUGUCUUGUUGUCAAUGCCCCUACCGCCAAUACUAUUGCUGCGGCCGAGCAUGGGAUUGCUUUGCUCACGGCCAUGACGCGUAACAUCCCACAGGCUGAUGCUUCCAUUAAAGAUGGGAAGUGGCAGAGGAAUAAGUAUGUUGGCGUGUCCUUAGUGGGAAAAAGACUUGCUAUAUUGGGAUUUGGAAAGGUUGGAUCAGAAGUAGCUCGGAGAGCAAAAGGGCUUGGAAUGCAUGUCAUGGCACACGAUCCGUAUGCGCCAUUAGAUCGUGCCAGUGCCAUUGGCGUGAAGCUAGUGAGCUUUGAAGAAGCCAUUUCGACCGCAGAUUUUUUAUCCCUACACAUGCCUCUCACCCCUACUACCUCCAAGAUGUUCAACGAUGAUUCUUUCUCUAAGAUGAAAAAGGGAGUUCGAAUUGUCAACGUUGCACGUGGUGGAGUCAUUGAUGAGGCAGCUCUAGUUAGGGCCUUGGACUCUGAGAUUGUUGCUCAGGCUGCACUUGAUGUAUUCAUGGAAGAGCCACCACCAAAGGACAAUAAGUUGGUGCAGCAUGAAAAUGUGAUUGUAACUCCUCAUCUUGGUGCUAGCACUACCGAGGCCCAGGAAGGCGUGGCCCUUGAAGUAGCGGAAGCGGUUCUUGGGGCUCUGAAUGGGGAGCUUUCUUCUACUGCUGUGAAUGCACCCAUGGUCUCUGCUGAGGUUUUAUCAGAACUAGAACCUUUUGUUGCCUUAUCUGAAAAGCUAGGCAGACUGGCAGUUCAAUUAGUGGCUGGUGGAAGUGGAAUUAAAUUUGUAAAGGUCACUUACGGCUCAGCUAGAAAUCCAAAUGAUCUGGACAAUAGGGUACUUCGUGCCAUGGUGAUAAAGGGUCUGGUUGAGCCUACUUCCAGUGUUUACAUCAAUUUUGUCAAUUCUAAUUUCAUUGCCAAACAGAGAGGACUGAUAAUAACAGAAGAGAGAAUCGUUUUAAAUGGCUCACCUGAGAAUCCACUAGAAUUUAUCCAGCUUCAAAUUGCCAACGUGGAAUCAAAUUUCGCCAGUUCUAUUUCGGACUCUGGUGAGAUCACAGUGGAGGGAAAACUCAAAGAUGGGAAACCUCAUUUGACCAAGGUGGGAUCUUUUGAGGUUGAUGUGAGCCUGGAAGGGUGUAUCAUACUUUGCAGGCAGGUUGACCAACCGGGUUUGAUUGGGAAGGUUGGAAGUAUUUUGGGUCAAGAAAAUGUAAACGUGAAUUUUAUGACAGUAGGGAGGACUGCUCCACGGAGACAAGCUGUGAUGAUUAUUGGAGUGGAUGAAGAUCCCAGUAGAGAAGUACUAAAGAAAAUUGGUGAGAUAUCAGCCAUUGAAGAGUUUGUCUUCCUCAAGUUGUAAUGAUGGUUGUGCUGCGUAUUGUUUGAACCAGGUUUGUCACCUAGGAAAUCUAAUUUUUAUUUUUUGGUGUCAUAUUCAUUUAUUGGAUUAAUUUUCGGUAUAAAGUGGCUUUUUCCAGUAAUGUUUAUGUUAUCUUGUCCUUAUGUUGUAAUAGAAUCAAAUAUAUAUUACAUAUCUCUAAAUCAUUGC
This is a messenger RNA of Humulus lupulus (European hop), 2026 nucleotides long. Its product is annotated as D-3-phosphoglycerate dehydrogenase 3, chloroplastic-like. The record is from RefSeq and is a predicted model, not a curated record. Bases 62 to 1837 code for a protein of 591 amino acids. Gene Ontology annotation, biological process: L-serine biosynthetic process. Gene Ontology annotation, molecular function: phosphoglycerate dehydrogenase activity; NAD binding. Gene Ontology annotation, cellular component: chloroplast stroma. The transcript is spliced from 5 exons. NCBI's taxonomy places the organism in Eukaryota, Viridiplantae, Streptophyta, Magnoliopsida, Rosales, Cannabaceae.